Salmo salar (Atlantic salmon) is the source of this 3417-nucleotide messenger RNA. Its product is annotated as carboxy-terminal domain RNA polymerase II polypeptide A small phosphatase 2. The record is from RefSeq and is a predicted model, not a curated record. Lineage: Eukaryota; Metazoa; Chordata; Actinopteri; Salmoniformes; Salmonidae. Gene Ontology annotation, molecular function: RNA polymerase II CTD heptapeptide repeat phosphatase activity.
GCCGAAGAAAAACAAACCAUUGGGUGGAAAAAAACAAGUCUCACACUUAAAAUCGAAUUCUAUUCAUAACCAUUUUUCAUUUUCAGAAAUAUUACCGCCGAUGUAACCUGUUUUAUUCUCCUCCUCUCAGUAAUCAAUCAAUUUGACGGUGUUGUUUAUCUAUUGUAAAGGGGAACUUGAAACCGCCCCUUGCCCCAUUUCCUCGGUUGUUUUUCUUCUUUCGCCUGUAUUCUCCAUGUUGUUGGAGUGAAAAUUGAGGACUUCGCAGAGACAGGAAGGGGCCGUUCGGGAAAUGUACUAGUGAUAAAGUAAACCGAGAGGCGCAGCAGAGGGAAUCGCAACGACGAAAACAUAUCCAAGCGCCCUGCCCCUCCCAUGUGUGGACAACAGAAGAAGCCAGGAAUAAAGAAACAUUGUUGCUGAUGAAAUGUAGCCUCUUACGAAUCCAACACAGACACGGAUGACAGUUAUCAAAGGCAAUCCUUUAGUAACUUGUCAACAUAACCUAAUGAAGGCUGCUUAUCUCUGUUUGGGGAACGGAUUGGAUUUUGAGGGCUCUGUGCUUGUCAGAUGGAAAGAUCUAUCAUCACUCAAGUGCAGAAAGAAGACAUUCAAUUGUCACCGAAAACAGGCCAGGUGAGCAGGUCUUCUCCGAAGAAGCCUAGGUGCUGUAACCUCUUCAAAGCACUUUUCUGUUGCCUCAGAGGAGCACAGGCUGCCCCCAAACCACUGCCACCUUCCCAGGAUGCAUUGCUGGAGCUACAGGACAAUGGGGACGUUGUCAAGCUCUCAUCUGGACCCAGCCUGCUGCCGGAGAUGAUACCUCAGGACCAGGGGAAGAUAUGUGUGGUCAUAGACCUGGAUGAAACACUAGUGCAUAGCUCAUUCAAGCCUAUUAGUAAUGCAGAUUUCAUAGUGCCUGUGGAGAUUGAGGGGACCACACACCAGGUAUACGUGCUGAAAAGGCCGUAUGUGGAUGAGUUCCUACAGCGAAUGGGAGAGCUGUUUGAGUGCAUUCUGUUUACUGCCAGUCUUGCCAAGUAUGCAGACCCAGUGACUGACCUGUUGGAUCAGUGUGGGGUGUUCCGGGCGCGGCUGUUCCGGGAGUCCUGUGUGUUCCACCAGGGUUUCUAUGUCAAAGACCUCAGCAUACUGGGCAGAGAGCUCCAUAAGACCCUCAUCUUGGACAACUCUCCUGCCUCAUACAUCUUCCACCCUGAGAAUGCUGUUCCUGUGGUGUCCUGGUUUGAUGAUGUGGAGGAUUCUGAGCUGCUCCACCUGCUGCCGGUGUUUGAAGACCUGAGUCAGGCUGAAGACGUCUACAUCAGACUGGGGGAGCUAAGAGUGCCAUGAUGGAGGCGGGAGAGGACCCUGCGCUCACUGCCAGACUAGCCAGCACCUGGCCCAGAACAUACGCAACCACCAUAGAAAUAGAAACAUAACAUUCUAUUCAUAUAACAUUGUAUUUGUAUGCUCACCAGCCAGAGGCACAUGCAGUGUAUUUGUUUCAGACGAGCACUUCAUGAUAUUCUAAGGCCUUUUCUCUGAGACUCUGAGCAUCUGUCUGUCUGUCAACCACUGUCUGACAACUCUGAGCCAAAAUACCAUAGAGUACUGCAAUCACUCCAAAUGAAUAUGAAUAAAGUGGUUCUUUUUUUGUCAAACCAGAGGCCUGAAUGGCCUGAUCUAACUCAGGACACUUGUAUCAUUGUGCCUUUUUUUCUUUCUUAACAAACACAAAAACCAAGCAGCUCAAACUUUUUUAAUUAUAAUUUUUUUUCUUCCAAUCUCACUAUGCAACCCUCUUCUGCAAUCAUGAUGGACUACAGUGCUACUUGUUAUACGGGUGGGUCACAAUCAUAUCCAGAAUGCCAAUAGAAUGUGUUCUUUACAUUUUCCUGGAUAUAUGACCAGUCAGCAUAUGCUCAUGUACUAUACGUUUAACGGAUGUUUAAGUAUGUAAAUAUUUGUAUUUUUUUACUGUAAAAUGGCCAACAAAGCAAAAUGCCUCUCCAAUAAGUACUGAAUACAUUGUAAGUAAAUCAUUUUGAAGAGCUUAAAAUAUUAGCAACAUUAUAUAUAUUUUUUUAUGAUUAACAUACAAUGGUGUUAUAAAGUUUUAUAAAGCUCUUUGAGUUUAUCAUUUGGGACAAACUUCUUUAAUCUGGUCACUUGAAUGCCAACACACUGGAUGGCAUGGUUGUAGGCUACUCAGCAGAAGUACAGUUUAGUGUUGCUCUUAGAAUAUUUGGUCCAGUCUUAACACGUUUAUUUUUCUGUUUUUCUUGUAAUACUAAAUGACAGAAGUUGCACUAUUUGUUUUGAUAAGUAAGACUGCUAAAAGAAGUGACAAAUGCAUUUCUAAUUCAGUCAGAUAUAUGCACCCUUAUGCCAUGCUGAAUGUGGUCAAAUACUGUAUUAACAAAACUAUAUGUAAUUGUGGUACUCCUAAUGCUGAAUUAUUUUAUUUUUACAAUUUGUGUUCAUUUGUGUCAUUAUUUGCCCACUGCAAAUGAGGUUAUCAAAACAACAAUAUUCAAAACCUCUGCCAAAUUAUAAUUUGUGGCUAGUAUUUUUGGAUUGUGUAAAGUUAAUCACAUAUUUUCCUCCAAACUGUGCCUUUCAAACAUUACUCCUCGAAUCAUCAUAGAUGAUACCAACGACAUUGUGUUAUCAAUGGUCCCGUGUGGCUCAGUUGGUAGAGCAUGGUGUUUGCAACGCCAGGGUUGUGGGUUUGAUUCCCACGGGGGACCAGUACAGGGAAAAAAUGUAUGAAAUGUAUGCAUUCACUACUGUAAGUCGCUCUAGAUAAGAGCGUCUACUAAAAUGUAAAUCAAAAAACAAUAACCAAAUUCAGGGGUUAGAUGUUUGUUAUACCAUUACUGUAGUAUAUUGCCAUUCCACAAAUAAUGAUGGAAACCAGGAUUAUUUUAUGUUGGUACAAUCAAGUUGUUUUUAUAAUGUUUAUGUCCGUUUUUAUUGUGUACGUUGAUCACUUAAUUAAGACAUUUGAAUGAAUGUUUACCAAUCCUAAUGAAUAACCAAAGAUAUCUGGUUGUUGAUAUUGUGUAGAUUUAGUUGUUCUCAUUGACAUUGUUAUAAUUAAACUAAAUAAAGCUACAUGUAAAUCAUGAACACACAUUUAGCUCUAUACAUUGUUGUUCAGUGUAAGAUGGGUCAUACUUCCAAUAGGGUGCCAGGUAGUCAACCAAAAGGUUGCUGGUUUGAAUCACUGAGCCGACUAGGUGAACAAUCUGUCGAUGUGCCCUUGAGCAAGGCACUUAACCCAGAAUUGCUCCUGUAAAUCACUCUGGAUAAAAACAAAUGUUAGGCCUUCAGGAUAGCUUUUGGCAAGAAAUAAGUGUAUAUUGGACGCAAACUGGGCAAAAAUUGCCAAAAUAAAGUUGGAUUAUAUUU